Messenger RNA from Triplophysa rosa, 486 nucleotides. RefSeq names its product bifunctional glutamate/proline--tRNA ligase-like. Gene Ontology annotation, biological process: positive regulation of DNA damage response, signal transduction by p53 class mediator. The record is from RefSeq and is a predicted model, not a curated record. The transcript is spliced from 4 exons. NCBI's taxonomy places the organism in Eukaryota, Metazoa, Chordata, Actinopteri, Cypriniformes, Nemacheilidae. Gene Ontology annotation, cellular component: nucleus; aminoacyl-tRNA synthetase multienzyme complex; cytoplasm. The annotation marks the transcript as partial.
GAAAGGCGGAGCUGACUGAGCGGCUUGUGGUUGGUUCAUGAAAUAGCUCGAUACAGAAAGUGUGACAGUAUCAUCAUUACGAGCAGAUCGGGAGGAACGAAAUGGCCUUAAAUCUGACUAUCAACAGCAGCAACCCACCUUUAGGGGCGCUGUUGGCUGCAGAACAUGUGAAAGGUAGUGUCAAUCUUUCUGUGGAGGAGGGGAAAGACACCAAGCUUUAUGUGUCUGAUCAAGUGCAGUUCAGUGACGUGAACUCCAUCACACGUUAUCUCGCCCGAGUGGCUCCAGCAUUGGGACUGUAUGGUUCUAACAUGAUGGAGCAGACUGAGGUUGAUCAUUGGCUGGAGUUUAGUGCCCGUCGUCUCUGUGGUCAGUCUGAUCUGUCUCUUGCUCUGAUUGAACUAGAUAAAACUCUGGCGUUGAGAACCUUCCUGGUUGGUCACAGUGUGACCCUGGCUGACCUCUCCGUGUGGGCCGCUCUCAAAG